This is a messenger RNA of Adineta steineri, 3252 nucleotides long. The record is from the annotation of a GenBank genome assembly. Lineage: Eukaryota; Metazoa; Rotifera; Eurotatoria; Adinetida; Adinetidae.
AUGGAUGAAAAUGCAAAUUUAAAUUCAAAAAAUGAAGAUGGAGCAGCUGCACCUGAAGUUGUUGACGAGCCUCAUGUCGAUGUUGACAGUAAUAAUGAUUCACUUACAAUUGAGAAAAAAUUACGUGUUCAAGAUUUUAAUUUACUUCAUGAACGAUUUAAUCGUGCAGUAGUUGAUGUUUCUGAUGAAUUCAAUGAUACAUUAGCCGGUUCAUUAAAUAAACAAGAAUUUUUUGAUUCAUUUGAAUCUCUAUUAGAUUUACAUCAAUACGGAAAUCAAUUAGAGAAAUUAUUUGAUAAACUCAAUUCAAAAGAAACUGGAUUGAUUAAUUGGAAUGAUUUUUGUACAUAUAUGCUUCAAUUUUAUCAAGAAGAAGAUUAUGCAAAUGCUCUUCGUACAUCACCAUUUAAUAGUGAACCAAAAAUUCGACAUGUACCUCAUAAUAAAUUAGAAUUAACAGCAAAAGUUCUUCAUAUAGAAAAUCCAGUUAAAUUUAUUAAUAUAAGUAAAGAAGGUUAUUUAGGUUUAUGGACAACUAAUCUUAAUCUUGAAAAAACUUAUUCAGCUGCUGAAGAACUUGAUGAAGGAACAAAUAAUAAUACAGGUGGAGGUGGACAAACUCGUCGUAAAGCAGGAAUGUGGAUCACGGAUGCUGUUUAUAUGCCAGAUGCACAUAAAUUAGUAUUAGCAUCGACUAGUAGAGAUUUACGUUUUUUUACUAUUUCAACUGAAAUAUUUCUUGAAGAAUUUGUUAUAUUUGGAGUUAAAGAUGUACCAACAUGUCUUGAUUAUUAUCCAAGCCGUUCGAAUGAAAACACUGAAUCUACUUUAAUAUUUGGUGAUGAUUGUGGUUCUAUUCAUAUAUUAUAUUUUAAACGUCCAACUACUUAUCUAUUUGAUCCAGCACGAAAAAAAACAGAUUCAUCAAAAUCUGAUAAAUCAGCAACAAAUAAUAUUCAACGAAUAUUUUGGGAUGAAUUAAAAGAUCAUGAUAAAUUUGUUCGAUAUCAUAGCAUGGGUGCUAUUCAUCAAGAAUAUGUUCGUAAAAUUCUUUAUGUACCUCAUAAUAAUUCAAUAAUUGCAUCAAGUGGAGAUAGUCGAAAUUCUCUAGUUAUUAUUACUAUAAAUAAAAUAAAGAAACCAUAUGUCUUUCGAUCAUAUAAAGGAUGUGAAUGUUUUGAUUAUAGUAGAGAUUUAAAUAUUUUAAUAACUGGUGGUGCUGAUUAUCUUGCACGUAUUUGGAAUCCAUAUGUAACACAAAAAAAUACAGCUAUUUUAGAAGGACAUCAUGCAGCAGUUAUUGAUGUUAGAAUCAAUGAACGUGUAUCACAAUGUUAUACCUUUAGUAAAGAUGCUGUAAUUAAAGCUUGGGAUUUAAAAGAAUUAUUUUGUCUUCAAACAAUUCCUGUACGAUUUCCAAGUACAUUAGGUGGGAAAACGCCAAGUUUUGGUUUAUUUCCAAUGGAUUUAUAUUUAAAUCGAUCAAGUUUUCAGGAUACAAGUUUACCUGGUGGUUUAGUUUUAGCAUGCAAUGAUUAUUUAUGUUUAAUGAAAUUGGGACAAGAUACAUCUAAAGAUCAAAAUCUAGUUGAAACACAUACAGCACCAAUUAGUUGUGCUGUAUAUAAUCCUAAACUUAAACAUUUAAUAACAUGUGCGGAUAAUUCAAGUAUAGGUGCUUGGGAUAUUGAAUCUGGUCGUAAAGCUUAUCUUGUACUUGAUGCACAUGAUGGUGAAGAAAUAACUUGUAUUGCUAUUGAUCGACAAUGUCGAAAGCUUGCAACUGGUGCUCGAAAUGGUGUUGUUAAAAUUUGGAAUAGUGCUAAUGGUCAAAGUCUUCAUGUAUUACCAAGUGUCGAAGAUGCUGAAAUAACAGGCAUCGUUUUUGCUGAUAAAGGUAUUAUAACAGUUGGAUGGUCAAGAAAAAUUGUUAAAUAUGCACAUUUUAUAUCUGAUCUUGUUAUACCAAAAGCUGAUUUAACAUGGCGUGGUUCACAAAUACAUCGUGAUGAUAUAUUAUGUUUAGAACAUUUAUUACCAGUUAAUAAUUUAAUGUGUACAGCUUCAUAUGAUGGUGAAAUUAAUGUAUGGAGUAUUGAUACUGAAAAAUUAAUUAUGUGUUUACGUAAAGCACCAAAAGCUGAACCUCGUCGUGAACCAUCGAAUUAUCGUCGAUCAGCAUCACAUCGUUCAAUAAUACGUGGUCCAACACCAGUUGAUAAACUACUUUUUCUUAAACAUCGUGCUAAAGAAAAUAUGAGAUUAGGCACUUUAAUUUCAAGUGAAGCUGGUAAUCUUCAUUGGUGGUCACUUUAUAAUGAACGUAAAGAUAUGGGAAUAUUUUAUGGUGCAUCAAAACCAGGUGAAUCAAUAUUAGCUAUGUGUAGUGAUGCAACCAAUCGAUAUCUUAUGUGUGGUGAUACUCUUGGUGAAAUGCGUGUUUGGAAUAUUGAAGAUUAUUGUUGUACAAUAGCAUCAUUUGUUUCAUAUGAAACAAAAUCACCACCACUUUUAUAUUCUUGGCAAGCACAUGAAACGCCAAUUAUUUUUUGUGAAUGGACAGAUUAUAAAGGACAAGGAGAUUUUAUAUUAACUGCAUCAACUGAUCGUACAGCAUGUUUAUGGACAUUAAAUGGAGAAAAAAUUGGAAUAUUUGGACAAAAACAACUUUGGGAUAUUGAAACAAUUGUUUUAACAAGAAUACCAAAUGAAGAUGAACAAAAUAGAGAAGAAAAUAUUAACACUAAUGAAAAUAGUUCGAAUGAAGUAAAAUCAACAACAACAAAUAAAACUAAUUUACUACUACCGGAAAUUACAGUAAGCAAUGAUGAAAAAAAUGAACGAUCACUACCACCAUUAGCUAAUCAAAAUUCCAAAGUCACCAAAACCCCUGAAAUAAGUGAAUCUGCAUCGCAAAAUUCAACAUUACCAGCACGUACUUCUGGACUUGGUUUAUCAGUUGAACGAGGAUUAAAUCAACAAAAAUUAAAACGACAAGAACGACGUCAUCGUUUUAGUGAUAUUGAUGCUAGACAUUUAGCUAAAGGCGGUGUAUGUUUUACUCCAUUCGCUUUACUUUCAACUCAAGAUAUUGAUGAAGCAUCAGCUAAUGCAAGUAUUCAACAUAAAGCAAUAAGUUUCGAAGAAUUAUUUGCCGAUAGUAAAGAAGAAUUACCAUCAAAAUCAAUUGCACCAACUAAAAGUCGACUUGUUUUACCAUCAAUAACAACACGUCAACGAACACCAACAUAA